CCUUUCUCUCUUUCAUACGAUAUUCAGAGAAAGAGAAAGCUUCAGAAUGACCAACUUGUUCUUGUUGUUUUCGCAGGAAGGAAUCUGCAUGACUCGCUUAUUUGACCCCCAUCUCCAGCCGGCCUUGUCCUUCUCUCUCUGUCUCUCUGUCUCUGUGCUUGUGGGUCUGUGUAUAUGAGUGUGUGGGCUGCUGCUACUGGUGGUGGUGGGUGCUGCUUUCUGCUCAGUCAUGGGGGUGUUGACUCUGUCUGUGGCUGUUCUUUGUGUGAUCCAAGUUGUUUCUGCACAAAAAGCAACAAAUGCCAGUGAAGUGACUGCACUGAAAAAGAUCAUAGAGUACUGGAAGCUGGGGAGUUACUUGAAUUUGACAGUUGAUCCUUGCGCUCAAAAUGCUUCGUGGGCACCGGAGACCGCUAAUCCCCGAGUAGCCUGCGAUUGCUCCAGCAAUGUCUGCCACAUUACCCACUUGAAAAUCUAUGCUCUGGACAUUUCGGGUCCGAUACCGAGCGAAUUGUUUGAGCUGAAGAGGCUUAUGGACUUAAACUUGGCCCAGAAUGUUCUAAGUGGACCCAUACCAGCUCAAUUCGAACAGCUAUCAAACAUGCAGUACCUUAGCCUAGGCAUAAACAAUUUGACUGGUCAAGUGCCUCCAGAACUCGGCAACAUGACCAAGUUGCUUUCCCUAAGCUUCAGCUCUAACAAUCUUCAUGGAUCAUUGCCGGCGGAGCUCGGAAAACUGACCGCCUUAGGGCAGCUGUACAUUGAUAGCAGUGGAGUGAGUGGACCGAUUCCACAAGAUCUGGCAAAUUUGAAGUCCCUUAAGACACUCUGGGCAUCUGAUAAUCUCUUCACUGGAAAGCUACCUGAAUUUCUCGGGACGUUUACGGAGCUUGUGGAUCUGCGAUUUGAAGGCACGUCCCUUGAAGGUCCCAUUCCGGCCAGUUUCGGUGCUCUAACUAACUUGCAAACUCUCAUCCUUGGUGAUCUUGGCGGGGAGGACUCAUCUCUUGAUUUCUUAAGAAAUCAAACAAGUUUAUCUGUGCUAUCUUUGAGAAGUUGUCAACUAUCAGGACAAAUUCCAGAAAUCAUUGGCACAUUUUCUAAGUUGAGAUACCUGGACUUGAGCUUCAACAAGUUGGAAGGCCAAAUUCCAGAUUCAUUCCAAGGUUUCACUGUACUGCAAUUCUUAUUUCUUGGAAACAACAACUUGACCGGGUUGCUUCCUGUGAAUAUCAUCAGUCAAAGCCUCAACGCCUUAGACGUGUCGUUCAAUCCACUUUCUGGAAAUUUGCCAGGGAAUGUGGAGAAGAGUGAUUUUUCUAUGAACUAUGUCGGGACGUCCAUAAACGCAGAUAAUCUGGAGGACAGGAAGGCACUGGAGAUGCUUAGCUGCCUCGAAGGCGGUACCGAGUGUGCAAACAAAGUCAAAUCCACUUCCUUUGCUAUCAACUGCGGCGGCACGGAGGAAACAUCAGCAGCCGGCGUGAAAUACAACGACGACUCUGAACUGCUCGAAGCCGCUUCGGUUUACACAAGCUCUGACUACCAAUGGGGCGUCAGCGACAGUGGGUACUUCAUCUUCAAUCCCAAUGGACCUCAGUACACAGUGGAGACGGGUUCUCAAAUAACCGGGGCUCUAGAAUCAGAGCUGUACAAGACGGCCAGAGUUUCGCCAAGUUCGCUGCGGUACUAUGGCCUCGGCCUGAAGAGCGGACAGUACAGCGUCGAGCUUCACUUUGCGGAAAUCAAGAUGGAGGAUGACUUGCAGUCCUGGAAAGGCCUCGGGAGGCGCGUAUUCGACAUCUACAUUCAGGGCGAGCGUGUCCUCCAAGACUUCAACAUCCGACAGGAAGCAGGCGGAUCCAACAGGGCCCUGGUGAAGACGUUUGAUGCGAACGUCACGAACACAGUCCUGGAUAUUCACUUUCGAUGGGCGGGAAAGGGCACUUGCUGCAUACCGUUUCAGAGCACGUACGGACCGCUCGUCUCGGCGAUCCACGCCUCUCGAGUCGGGGGUGUUGCCGGCACGUCAUCCGAUCACGACAAGAAGCGGAUCGGGAAGAUCGUGGGGAUAGCAUUCGGAUGCAUGGCCGCUCUGGUCAUAGUCUCGUCGGCAUUCUAUCUAUGGUGGGCGAGGGACGCGUCGGCCGGGCACGUGCGAGUCCACACGGGAUGGCCGAAGAGGAGCAAAUGAUCUCAGGCGAUUUGGUUCUAAGGUUCAUUGCCAUAGAGAAUGAAGAUUUCCAAGUGUAAAAUCAUCCAUGGUAGACUGUAUAUGGCCUCCUAUGAGACAAUAACUAGUGAACUCUGGGCCCUCAAGAGUAUGCUCUAUUUGAAAUGUAAUGUACUAGUCACUAGUCAGUUGAUGAUCACUAUGCUUUUU
Molecule: messenger RNA, 2383 nt
Organism: Syzygium oleosum
Lineage: Eukaryota; Viridiplantae; Streptophyta; Magnoliopsida; Myrtales; Myrtaceae
Product: probable LRR receptor-like serine/threonine-protein kinase At1g56130
Exons: 19
Coding region: 230-2194 (654 amino acids)
Molecular function (GO): protein binding
Source: RefSeq, a predicted model, not a curated record